GUAAACAUCAGCUCAGUCGCAAAAAAUGCAAGAUAACAAGUCGUCAGGAAGAAAAGUGAUGAAAAAGCGAGGCAAAUCUGCAAAAGCCGUCGAUAUGAGUCAUUUUCUUGAUUUUUUGGCGAAAAAAUCUAAGAAUAUCAGUCGCCCACUAAUGCUGAAAGAUCUUUUCUCUGCUUACAAGGAAGAAGCUGGCUAUCCGGGAACAGUGGCAACGCUCAGACUGAAACUUCGAUGGGACUUGGCGGUGAAAAUUCCGCUCGCAGCCAACUUUGAAGACGAUGAAAAAGCACAAAUGUUGUUCGCUACAAGCACAUCUGCCAAGGAAGAGUUUCUCAAAAGACUCAGGGAGAAAGCUACCGUUGAUGUUGACAACCUUCAACGAAUCACAUAUUACAAGUCGACAAAACUUGAAUUCAAAGGAAAACACGCCAAAGGGAAUUUCGCCGACCUGUCCCAACGAAGAUCCAGCUCCGCAUCAAACCAAUCCGUCGCACAGUCGCCUCCACAGCUGCAACAGAUCAAUUCGGCGGAUCUUCAAGAAGAAGAAGAUGAGGAUGAGAUUAUCGUCAUUGAUCAGACCAGUAAUCCAGCUAUCAACUACCCCAAAAUGAAGCAGAUCGCUGUAAAGACAGAAUUCCAGGAGCCAAGAAUCGAUUAUCCGCCUAGUGAUGGCUCGGACACCAUCUCCGUGAUAAAUGUGAACGCCGGAUACUCUUUGUAUUGCCCACAACCUGCUUUCUAUCCCAAUGUCGAUCGCUCGAUGUUCACCGCAAUGGGGCAAAUGAUGACUGGCGUGCUGCAAAUGCAAAGUCAAAUGAUGAAAGAGGUUUUGAACCGGGGAUCGACCUCCGCACCACCUCCAGCUGCACCAGAAACCACAAGUUUGCGCGAUUUCCUCGAUUUCGUGAAGGUGUACGUCAAUACCCUGAACUCGGCGCAAAUGGACGAAGCGCGCCGCCUGAUUCAAAACCUUUUGGCCGUCUACCGAAACAUCGACAAGCAAAUUCCGUUGAGUAAGCUGCGUAUGGGACUUGCCACCGCAAAAACAAUGGCUGAUAUGUACUCGAUCGACGUCGCUGAUGGAGCCUCGGCCACCACUUUCUUCCAGUUCCUCGAGAUUUAUGCGAAUACUCCGAACAAUUCGCAAUUUGUUACCCUCUGCAACGAUCUGAAGAGGAAAAUUGAGGAUUUGAAGGGGAAAGACAAGAAAAUUCCAUUCCACCAUCUGUACAAUAUCAUCAAGACGGCAGUGGAUCUUGUUGCUCAAUAGAGCUGUAUUUCAAUGAUUUUAUUGAUUCCUCUGCAUAAUAUUCAUGCCCUGUUUAUUUUCUUUCAAUGUUCCGUUUUUAUUAAUUUUUAUGAUUUUUUCCCUUUUAUUUUUGCGUGUCUCUAGAUAAUAAACACUCGCCGUUUUU
This is a messenger RNA of Caenorhabditis elegans, 1415 nucleotides long. RefSeq names its product SPK domain-containing protein (gene Y14H12B.2). The transcript has 4 exons. NCBI's taxonomy places the organism in Eukaryota, Metazoa, Nematoda, Chromadorea, Rhabditida, Rhabditidae. The record is from RefSeq and is marked reviewed. The coding region runs from base 26 to 1270 and encodes 414 amino acids.